Messenger RNA from Oryzias latipes (Japanese medaka), 3129 nucleotides. RefSeq names its product cAMP responsive element binding protein 3-like 2 (gene creb3l2). Lineage: Eukaryota; Metazoa; Chordata; Actinopteri; Beloniformes; Adrianichthyidae. The record is from RefSeq and is a predicted model, not a curated record. Gene Ontology annotation, biological process: regulation of transcription by RNA polymerase II. Gene Ontology annotation, molecular function: DNA-binding transcription factor activity, RNA polymerase II-specific; cAMP response element binding.
UAUAAUUCACCGCAGAUUCUUUCUGCUGUGCUAAUUUGUUUUGCUCCUAUUUAUUUUUUAUUUCUAAGUUAUAAAGUCCGUUCAAACGUCUUCAUCUCGCUGGAACCAAAUUCGGGAACUUUGAACGUUUUUCUUGUCGUACUUGUCCGUAGCCCCGCCCACACAUUCCUCCGUCUGUCUCUGGGCUCCGAGGAGGAGGUGGAGGCAAGAAAAACCAAAAAACAAGAGACCCUAGAAAACUGUUUGAGGACUCAGAACCAGCGAGGAGAUGAUCCUAAACAUCAAUGAGAGGAUUUCUCGGUCCGAACCCGACCUGUCGUAGUCUUUGGACGCCGUUGGAUCUGGAAUUUGCGAAAAACUGCAUAGCAACAAGAAGUUUCCUCAGAGGACGUGGGGGGAAAAAUAUCCAAUAUCUAAACGACGGAAGAAGUCAUGGAGAUCCUGGACAGCAGUGAACCGUAUCUAAACUGGGACAGGAACCUGAGCGAGCUGUCCGAGAGCGGGGAGAUCGACUCGGUCCUCUACAACAAUCACUUCUCCGAGCUCCUGGACGACCUUUCCCAGGAUGCCUUGCUGGGUCAGCUCCUCAGCGACCCCUUCCUGUCCGGGGUCAGGGGUGGAGUCGAAGCCAUGGAGGGGGAAGACGGCGGCGAGCUGUCCCCCAGCUCCCCUCAGCCCCCCCACAUCACCGCCGAGCACAGCUACUCGCUGUGCGGGGACAGCCGGCCUCAGUCGCCACUGUCGCACCUCACCGGGGAGCACGGCAGCGACGCCGAAUCGGAUGGAGAUCCGGCUGACUGGGCCAUGGAGCAGGAGGAGGCCAUCGAGAGCCUCCUGUGCGAGGCUCCCUCCCUGCUUCCCACCCUCUCCCUCUCUCUGGCCCCCGGCGAGGGCCCCCCGCCCCCCGAGGGCCCCGCGGCUUUACCUGCCGCGGCACCGCAGACGCCGGUCGGCACCAGCACCCAGAGCAAAGGCGUCAAGGUGAAGGAGGAGAACGUAAUCCCUCAGAUUAAACUGGAACCCCAUGAAGUGGAUCAGUUCCUCAAUCUGUCACCCAAAGGUCUGGAGUCCCUGCAAAUGCCUCCCACCCCCCCCAGCUCCCACGGCAGCGACUCCGAGGGCAGCCAGAGUCCAAUCCACGCCCCGCCCGGCCUCUCCUGCCCCACCUCCCCCACCAGCCCCUCUCCGUGUCAGUCUGGCGUGAAGGCGUCCCCUCGUGCUGUUUCCUCCCUGUCCAACUCCCCGCUCCUCACGGCUCCCCAUAAGCUGCAGGGAUCAGGACCGCUUAUCCUGACUGAGGAAGAGCGCCGCACGCUGGUGGCAGAAGGUUACCCAGUUCCAACCAAACUGCCGCUGACCAAAGCUGAGGAGAAGGCUCUGAAGAAGAUCCGCAGAAAGAUCAAGAACAAGAUUUCAGCUCAGGAAAGUCGCCGGAAGAAAAAGGAGUACAUGGAUUCUCUUGAAAAAAAGGUGGAGACCUGCUCCAAUGAAAACAGCGAUCUGCGCCGGAAAGUGGAGACUCUGGAGAACACGAACAAGACUCUGCUGCAGCAGCUGCAGUCUCUGCAGGCCAUGGUGACAGGAAAACUCCCAAAGUCCUGCCGGGUGGCCGGGACCCAGACCUCCUCCUGCCUCAUGGUGGUGGUGCUGUGUUUUGCUCUGUUUCUGGGGAGUUUUUGUCCGAGCGGUCUGUCUCCGUGUUCAAGCAUCACCGCAACAGGAGCCACCUCCAAACAGAUGGCGGCCAAAGACUCCUUUACCGCCACAGUCAAGUCCAGGAGUCUCCUGUCCACUUUUGAGGAGGAGCAGCCUCAGCUGCUCGGCCUCGGCGGGGAAUAUCCAGAGCAGUGGGAGGACACGUCCGCUGUUGUCAUGGCGGCCUGGCGGCGCUCAGAGCAACAAAAACUGGAGGUGGAGCCGGACGCGCACCUGCCUUUUAGGAACGUCAACGCCACGCAGACGCAGAAAAACCUGCUGCUGGACCUGCACAGGUCGCUGGAGCAGAGGGCCAACGACAGCAGCCGCAAGGUGAUCGAGCUGGAGCGCUCCGUCAACGAGACGUCCUGAGGGUCCCGGGCCCUGCCGAGCGCCGCCCGCUCCGCAGCACGCCCACGGGCCGAGGCCCGCUCCACCCGAUACACUGGAACGGCAGAACCGGGAGGCGCCGGCUGCCUCUCGCUUCUGAGCUCAAGUUGCACUGAUCGUUUCACGAGUCGGCCGCCAGCCUGAAAACGACAAUGUGGCGGAUUUUCCAGACGAAAAGGAAAGGCUGCGAUGGCGUCUGUAUUUAUGGAAACCUUUGAUUUGUCGUUUAAUAUUCUCAUUUCAUUCCAGUUCGUUUUUUUGAUACGGGCCUUUGUUUAUAUCCUGUGUUUUUAUGUCAUCUUCUUUUUUACGCCUCGUUUAUCUUUGAAUCCUCGGCUCCUUCUCGGCGUUCAGACGGAGGAAAGGUCAUUUCACGUCGAACAAACACCGAUGGAUGUUCCCCCUCAACUGUUCUGUUCACGUUCCUUUCAAACUUUUAUAUUUAGUUGAUUCUUUUUGUUCAUUUUAGUUGUAUUUAUGUCAAAGAAAAAGCUUGUUUUUUGUCCUGAAAACUAUUUAUACAUCAGCUGAUAAAUGAUUUUUUUAGGGGAUUGAGCAGAGAAACUUCCAAAGUGAUGCUUUCUUUUGUGGAAAGAAUCUUCUAAACGGAAGUUAAAAUUAAAAUUUGUUUUUUUUCUUUUGUCAGCAUUUACUUAAAAUAUUUAUCCCUUAAGAAUAAAAAACAAAAGCAUGUAUUAUUUUGUAUUUAUGGGAUGUGCAGACUGUCGGAUUGAGUUGAAAUGUAAAUCGCAGCGUCGGGUCGUCUUCAGGUACAGUUGCCAGGAAAAUGCCGACAAAGGAUUCGUUUGCUUUUGGCGCGGCUGCAGAGAACGUUCCAGAUCUGUGGAUUCCUCCGGAAAAGUUCCCUUCCUGGAUCUCUAGAAAGAAAGAGUCCCGUUUUUGCAGCUCCUGCAGCAGCUUAGUCGCUUGUUACGAAUCACGUUUGCUUUUUUUUUGCUUGUUGCUCUUGUGUAAAGCUGGGCUCACCUGACUUUUGUCUCCCCGCUUUUUAUUACUAAUAAAGUAUUUUCCGUAGUAAAAGUA